UUUAAUCGGCCAUAAAUUACACAUUGUGUGCUAUAAAACAACGGAGUAUUGUCUUCUCCCCUAUAUAUAAUAUAGCCUGUACCCUUAUUUACACUUAACUCUCAGAACCCAGGUUUACAAGCAGACCUUAAAUAGUUUCAAGGGUCUAAACAGGGAGUGGUUGAACACUUCAGGACUAAUGUAAAAACGUAAAAGAAAGAUAAUGGACUUCUGCGUGUGAGUGAAUAGCGCACCGCUCUCAACAGAUGGCUCCAGCCUUUUCAGUCUGACCGCGUCUUUUGAAAGGCAAAAGACGCAGAGCAGCCCCCAACAACUGGAUCGGGGCUAAUUGGAUCCUGAGGAGGGAAGAGGAGGGAGGGAGAGAAAUCGGCAGCCAGAAGGCGCUCUGCUUGUCCAUUCAGUUCGCUCUGCAGGUUCCUCUCGACAACAUUUCAAACCAUGCACCGCUGUCGGCCUCUCGGAGGAUGUCUCCGGAGAUGUUGCCAAGUGUGAUCGUUCUCGCCGGUCUCCAAGUUCUGGCUCUUCAUUGUGCAGCUGAUCUCUGUAACUGGACUGGAAGCGGUUUUGCAGCUGGCGCGGACCCCAGGGUCGUUCUCCAGGUGCGGCUGCGCUGCACAGAGGGCUCCGUGACGUGGGUCUACCCGGGUCAGGCUCUGAGGGUGGCGCUCGAGCCCAAUUUGUCGUCCGUCCGGUACAACACGGUCUGCAUCCAACCGUCUCCAUCCCUCAGCGGAGCCAACGUCUUCAUUGAGCGGGCCGGAGAGCUGGAGCUGCUGACGACGGAAGACGGCGGGCGCACCGGGCGGCAGGUGUUCUGUUUCCAGGCGGACGGGCCCCACGGGCCCGCCAUCUAUCUCCAAGCCGGCCUACAGAGUCCCCGGACAUGGAGCAGACGCACAGUGGGCUUCAGAUACGAGCUGCUGCGCAACAGGAGCGCCAACGGUGGGCUGGAGCCUUCAUGCCGACCCUGCAACGACACAGAACUGCUCAUGGCCGUCUGCAGCAGUGACUUUGUGGUUCGAGGCUACAUCAAGAAUGUCCUCCAUGACUCACGACGGCAGACAUCACUGGUGGAGGUGUUGGCAACAAAGGUUUACCGGCAGCGCAGCAGAGUAUUUGCGCCGCAUCCACAUGCGUCCUCUCAGUCCCAGCAUGGACACAUCCGGACGCUCCUGCAGUGCCACGCGACGCCUGGGGACGGACAGUUUCUCUUCACGGGGUCAGAGCACUUUGGGGAAGCUUGGUUAGGGUGCGCCCCGCGCUACAAAGACUUCCUGUCCCUCUACCAGAAAGCCAAGAUGGGACGUAGGAAUGCCUGUGACUUCCCUUUGGACUGAAGGGGGGUGUUGUUUUAGGAGCCCUUUAGACUGUGUGGCGGCGCUGUGGGGACCUUGUAAAGCUGUCAUGAGCCAACAAGGUGGCAUCAAGGUUCAGCAGAAGGGCCAAAGCUCCUGAAAUCUUUCUGGAAAAAAAAAAAAAAAAAAACAUGUGGCGGGG
Molecule: messenger RNA, 1497 nt
Organism: Fundulus heteroclitus (mummichog)
Lineage: Eukaryota; Metazoa; Chordata; Actinopteri; Cyprinodontiformes; Fundulidae
Product: meteorin-like protein
Exons: 4
Coding region: 465-1337 (290 amino acids)
Molecular function (GO): hormone activity
Source: RefSeq, a predicted model, not a curated record